CACUGGAGGUGAAACUGGAAGAGAGCGGGACAGACAGAUUGUUUGAGAGUGAUAGACAGAGUGAGAGUGAGGAGGUGUGGUUUAAGAACACGUCAGGUGCUGUGAGAGACAGGUUUGAGAGUGAAAGGAUCCCACACAACAGGAAAGCAGAGAGCAUGAGCGCUCGGUGUUAGGAGGUUGAAAGCGACGCCAGUUAAGGGGCAGGACAGGAGGGUUGGAGGGAGAUGUGGACCUACUCCCAUGCUCGUGCUCCCGUCCUCGUGUUUCCGCCUGUCCGGCUGGGAUGAGCAGAUCCACUCUCUGAGGUAUGAUGGUUGUGAAGCAGAGGAAGCAGGGGAAGCAGUGGAGGUCGGUGUGUAAAGGUCUGGUUCUGGGAGCUCUCCUCACCAGCUGCAUGAUUCUGCUGUACUGCCUUUCGGCUCCUGAGGUGCAGUUCCGUCUGCCAGAAAUUCCUGUGCCUUAUUCAUGUGCCCACCAUCCAUCACUUGGCCAGUCCCCAGCUGCCUCCAGCAGCAUCCAUCGAGGCUUGAGACGUGAGCGUCCCUGUACACCAAAGGUGGACAUCAUGUUCAUGAAAACCCACAAAACGGCAAGCAGCACUAUCCUGAACAUCCUGUUCCGCUUUGGCGAAAAGCACCACCUCAAGUUCGCCUUCCCGAGCAGUCGCAACGACUUCUUCUACCCCUCACUCUUCUACCGCACGCAGGUGAAGGACUACGGGUCUGGGAUGUGCUUCAACAUCAUGUGCAAUCACAUGCGCUUCAAUGAAGCCGAAGUAGCGAAGGUGCUUCCAGCGGACACCACCUACAUCACCAUCCUGAGGGAUCCAGCAGAGCUCUUUGAGUCCUCCUUCCAUUACUUUGGCCGCUUAGUACCUUUUACCUGGAAAAUUUCUGGGGGUGAUAAGAUGGAAGAGUUCCUCAGUCAGCCUGAGCUUUAUUAUGACCCAGAGGGGUUCAAUUCCUUCUACCUCAAGAACUUGCUUUUCUUUGACUUUGGGCAGGAUAAUAAUUUACCGUUGGCUGACCCGAGAGUGGAAGAAGGCAUCCGUGCAAUUUCAAGACGCUUUCACUUGGUCAUGCUGGUGGAGCACUUUGAGGAAUCACUCAUCCUGUUGAAGGAUGCCCUCUGCUGGGACAUGGAUGACCUGCUGUUCUUCAAGCUCAACGUUCGAAAGGGGUCCACUGUCUCCAAGUUGACCCCCGAGCUCAGAACCAAAGCCUUGCAGUGGAACGCUAUUGACUGGAAGCUCUACCAGCACUUUAACACCACCUUCUGGAAGAAAGUGGAGGCGUACGGUCGAGAGCGCAUGGCAAACGACGUGGCCGAGCUGCGGCGCCGGAACUCACAAAUGGCCGCCAUCUGCAUCGAAGGCGGCCAUGCGGUGGACGCCGGGAGCAUCCAUGAGACUUCCAUGCAGCCAUGGCAACCUAUCGGGGAGAAAUCUAUUAUGGGAUACAAUCUGAAAAAAAAUGUAGACAAAGCACAUCAAAAACUGUGUAGGAAGAUGCUGACGCCAGAGCUGCAGUACCUGACAGACUUAGGAGUCAAUUUGUGGAUCACUAAACUGUGGGGUCAUGUGAGGGACAUCCUUGACUGGUAGAAAUGAAGAAUAGCGAGUCGACCUCUGACCUCUACCUAUACAUGUAAACAACAAAGAUGUUCACCUCUGACCUCAAACUGAAACCUCGUUCUGCAUUAGAGCGGGACGGUGCGUGGAUACAAAUGUGAAAGUCAUAUAACAGACUUGGUAUUCAUGGUCCUGCAGAUUUUAAUGUCAAUUUCAUUGCUCAACUUUCUUUUCAUUGAAGUCACGUCACUGCAGUGGAUAAAAUUUUUAAGUGGUGCUUGCGUCAAUCAUGGAAAAAACCAAACAAAUCAGUGACACCCUGUGUGGAGAGGUUUCUCUUUGCAUGCUGCCAAUGCCGUAUCAUUAAAGUCCUCUUAGUAAAGCUGACUGAAAUAUGAGGAGGCACGGGGAUAGUACAUGUUCCUGUUUUACUUGCCUUUUAAGCUAAUAUGACAAAUCCUGCUGACCAAAGAGCAAAGCUGCACUCUUUGUCCAGAAGGAUUCAAGAGCAUAACAAAUGUGAGAUUAAAAUUCUAUGAAUAAAAUAAAAACCUAACAUAAA
Ictalurus furcatus (blue catfish) is the source of this 2132-nucleotide messenger RNA. RefSeq names its product galactose-3-O-sulfotransferase 1a (gene gal3st1a). Lineage: Eukaryota; Metazoa; Chordata; Actinopteri; Siluriformes; Ictaluridae. Gene Ontology annotation, cellular component: membrane. The record is from RefSeq and is a predicted model, not a curated record. The transcript has 3 exons. Gene Ontology annotation, molecular function: galactosylceramide sulfotransferase activity. Bases 308 to 1603 code for a protein of 431 amino acids. Gene Ontology annotation, biological process: galactosylceramide biosynthetic process; myelination.